UUUGGUAAUCCACAUCAUCCGUCGAUGUACGUGACAGCAAAUGGAGCGCGUAAACGUCAGGCAACAAGAUUUCAACCACGCCUGUGCAAUAUACGUCACACCCCCCACUUCCAAAAAACAUUAAGGUUGGAGAAAUCACAACGUAAUCGAUGUUUUGUUUUUUUCCCCUUAUAUCCAUGGUGCAAGUGGAUAAAUUAUAAGCCCUCUUUUCUUGGUUGCUUAAGUUUUGUUUUUCGCCACUGAAAAAAUAGACAAGCAUUUGCUAGCGCGACAUGUUUGGAUGGAUCUUAUUUUUCAGUUUAGAAAAAAAAAAAUAGUUGAAUCCUCCUGAUCAGGGGUGUCAAACUCAAUUGCACAGGGGGCCACAACUCAAAGCCUACUUUAGGUUCCGUCAGUCAGAAUGGCCUUGACUCAUCACUUACACCAGGGGCGUCAAACUCGUUUUCACCAUGGGCCACAUCGCAGUUAUGGUUACCCUCAGAGGGCCACUUUUUAUCAUUCUAUUUUACAAUGUCGUUAAUUAUUACAUUAAUUUUUCAUUAAUAAAAAAAAAGUCAAUUUAUUAAAAUAUAAGGUUUCAACAAAUACAUUUAGCAAGAAAGAUUGUCUUUGACUAAGUUUUUGAUAGUAAUAUUAAUUUUGUUUUUACUUUAAUAUAUUAUUAUUUAAUGGUAAAUGUUUAUUAAAUUAUUGUAAAAAUGUUUUAAAUAUUAAAUGUUUUGAUAUUGUAAAAAUACUUUUUAUAAAUACAAAUUUUUACUUAUUUAAAUAAUUUAUAUUAAAUUAGAAAAUAUAAAAUUACAGCAACAUAUAAAAACACUAAUAUAAAUAUAAUUUUACAAUAGUAUAAAAGUAAAAUAAUGAAAAAUAAAGCUUCAAAAAGUAAAGACAAAAUAUCAACAAAAUUCCAAUAUAUAUGUCAAAUAUUUUUUUAAAUAUUAAAAUAAGUGUCCUUUUGACAUGCAUUAUUUCAAGGCUUUUGCGGGCCAUAUAAAAUGAUAUGGCGGGCCAAAUCGGGCCCUGAGUUUGACACCUGUGACUUACACAGAGGUGCGAAAUUGGUUGUUGGCCGAACUGGAUGUUACCCCCACCCAACCUCCCCAACUUUGUAUCAUUAUCAUGUAUAUUUCUGCACAUUGAAAGUAUUAAAAGCCUGAAAACCUUGUUGUCCUUUAACCAACAGAAUUGGUGAAUUUACAUAAUGUGCUUUGGGCGGUUGACAGUUUUCACACAGACUUUGCAUUUCGUGUUCUUUUGCUCAACAUCAUCUUUGUGGAACCCAAAAUAAAUCUCCCUGGGACUGCGGUCCACAAAUAUGAAUGUACGGUACACACAUACUAAGAUACAAGCUAACACAUACAGCCACAUAAACAUACCAGACUGGCAUCACGUCUCACGCGAUUACGUUACUAAUGGCCAUUUAACACACUGCGCAAGGAGAACGACCUACCACAACCCUGUCAGGGUCACGGGGAUGAGUUAUUUCUUGAAUUCAAUAAUGUUUCUCAUCGCAAUAACCCAAAAUGGAGUCGAAGAAAGUUGCAAGCGCCAGCAUUUUAACAAAGAAGGCAAGAAACACUAUUGAAUUCAAGAAAAACGUCAUGACAAAACAAGAAGAUGGUGUCCAUGUUGUGUCUCGCUGCCACAUCGUGUCUUUGAGAACAGUGAAUGAAGUCAGCCAGUCAAUGAAGCUCCUUGAAGAAGACGCUGACAGCCUUGGGGAACGCAUAGGAGAAUCCAGUGAUGACGAAGCAGCCGGCCAACACUGCCCAGCCCCAGCCACCGUCUGGUGCCUUCACCCCAGUAGGCAGGAAGAAGAUUCAUUCUGUGCAUCGGUUUCAGCAGCCUGGCGCGUUUGUUCCACAAAACAACGGCAUGAACAGAAGGGCAAGAGUGAAGGUAUCGCAAUCUACUCGUCAUAGAAGACUUCAUGAACAAAGGUACAGUGGCUACACCAGAAGAUGCAAAAUGUCUCGGAUGUUGAGUGCUGCAGCUCCAAAAUGCAGGCGGAUGGGUACAGCGGACUGGAAGACCUGGAGGCCCAGGCAGCAAAUAAGGAGAGGGAGUGGAAGGAUCUCCAGGCUAGAAGGAUUAAUCUAUUGGAGGAUUCUCUUAAAAAGGCAAAGGAGGAGUGUUUGUCUCUCAGACAACAGAAUCAGAAGCUGAAGGAGGACUUUCAGUACAACCUCACCAUCCUGGAUGAACGAGACAGAGAGCUGGAGAGAUACGAUGUCAUCACUUCCAAGGCUGUAACUGUGGAGCUCAACAGGCAGGAGGAGCUGAGUCAGCUCCGUAAUCAGGUUGCCAUGCUGGAGGCCAGAGACGCUGAGGCGAGACAGGAGCACCUUAUCAGCCAGAGCAAAUCUGCUCAACACAAGCUACAGUUGGAAGAGCUCAGACACUUUAUGACAGGUAAGAUUCAAAAGCAAAUGGAGGAACACGAGAGAGUGAAAUUGGAGUGGCAGCACAGAAUACAAGAGCUUGAAGGAGAACUAAUCCGACAUAGACAGGAGAUGACAGCAGCCAUGGACAAAGAGUUACGAGAGCGAGAACAUGAGUUCAACUUGAAGCUAGAUGAGAUGCACGCUGUGCUGCUGUCUAAGGAUCUCAAGAUGAAGCUUCUGUCGAAAGAGAAUGAAAUUCAGAGUCAGGCCAAACUGGAAACCAACGAGGUGCUCAAAGCAUCUGAGGAGGUCUUUAAGCAGUUACAAGCUCAGCUGCAACAAAAGGAGCGGGUGAUUGAUGAUGUCACCACCGUCAAAGAUGUCAGGAUAAAGGAGUUUGAGGACAAGUUGAAGCAGAUGGAGACCAAGCUGAAGAAGAAGGAGGCUGACCACAUGAAGAAAAAUAAGGACAUGAUCCAGGCUCUGAAGGAGAAGGAGAAGCAGCUGGACGCUCGCUGUCAAGCCCACACAGAGCAGCUACAGAAAGCUGAAGAGCGCCUCGUCAAACUGCAGGAAGACAUGGAGGUUACGUCUGCUCGGGCUCACUCGGCACAGAAAGACAUGCAGAUGGCCCUGGACGAGAAAGAUGACACAAUAAGAAGGCUCCGCCUGGAAGUGGAUACAAGCCGGACUGUCUGUGAGAGUUACAUGAGCCAGGCUUCCAGCGAGAUGGUCUCCAAGGAUGCAGAGUUGAUGAGCUUGCGGGAAAGCAAUCAGAAAUUUAGGGCAGAACUGGAGAGGAGCAGGGAGGAGAUAAAGAGAUACAAACAGGAUGUGAGUGCCGGUUUGAAGAGAGAGGCGGACCUGGAGCAGUCGCAAGUACAGUUGGAGUUGGAGUGGCAGAAGCGCUGUGAUGAUGCCAAGGCUAAACACUACCUCGCUAAUGAGCAGCUUAUUCAGGACUUGACCCAGGCCAGAGACCAGGCAAGGGCAGAGCUCAGUGAAAAAGAAAAAGCACUGCGAGGCCUGACUGUCUUGAUUCCUUCUGUGGAAAAGGAGCAAGACAAAGGAGUGCAGGGCCUCAUGUCAACGACCGACAUUCGAGCAUCCGAGGAGAUACGUUCCCUGAUGCAGCAGAACAGCAUGUUGCGAGAUGUGGUUUCCCAGAUGAGAAAAGACAUGGAGAAUCUUAGUGGUCUGCGACCACAUCCACAGACCACGCUUCAGGCCUCCUCUUCCGAUGCAAUGAAACCCUUCGGAGUCCCCACUGCUAUCUCCAUCGCCUCCGCAACUGAACCCCCUGCCAAGCACUCUGACAUCUCUGCCAACACCGCCCCAGCAGAUUUAUCAGACUACACUGAGGCUCUGAAGCAGGAGGUGAGCCUGUUGAAGGCUCAAUGCAGACAACUUGAGAAGAAGCUGCAAGGUGCUUCAGGGCUAUUGAGCCAAGUUCCUGCCCACACAUCUUUAGACAAACCACAUCCACAUGACCGGGAAACGAAGACAGGUCUGUGUCUGGAGAAACAUUCAGACUCCACUUUUUUGAGGAAGCGGGUGGUGGGAGGGCCACAUGCUAACACCACGGAUCAGCUCCAGGAUGAGAACCUCCACUUGUGGCGGCAGCAGCAGCAGCAGCUCACCUCAUCUCUGAUGGCUGGCGCUGCAUGUGGGAAUGUUGAGAGUAUUGGAAGGAACGUUACCCUGGUGCACAGCAGACUGAAGCAGGCAGUGGCUUACAUUGCCCAUCUGAGCAGGGAGAAGCAACAGCUAAUCCAGAUGGGCAACUGCCUUCGUGCCCGCAUCACCACUGCAGGACAGGAUUCAGUUGAAGAAAAAGGAGAUUGUGUUCCAGUGGAAGAAGGACAUCAACAUGAUCGACUUUCUGCUCUGGAGCAACUACAGUACAAGCUCACCACACAGGAGCUUCAGUAUGCUGUAAGACAAACGGCUUGCAGGGUUUCUGAGAGCGCAGGUCCUCCCGUAAAAGGAGAUGACAACCUUUGGUCCAGAGGGCCCAACACCUCUGAUGAGCCCGGGACAUCUAAAAUGUCAGACAAAAGUCCUGCGGUCGGCCACCUACAGAACUCGUUGGAGGUGAAGAUGCAGUCUGGUUCGGAGGACUCUCUCCCAUCGUUGAAAGAGAUUUGGGAAAUACUAGACCGUGGACUCAGCUCAUCCUUCCACUCAGAGGGUGAAAGUGAGCUGAACAGGACCGGCGCGACUAAGCCCGGCAGUGCUGGAGUCAUGGUUGCUGGUACCAGAGCUCCCAUCCACAGACGUCCCCCAGCCGAGCUCCAGCAGAUGAAGAAGCCUUCCAAAGCACCGACAAGCCCUCAGAAGAACUUGAGACAUGAAGCCCCUGAUAAAAUCAGCAGGAUCAGGAACUAUAAUGUUAAAGACUGACGUACAGUACUGUAUAUACUGUACAUACAGUAAGUACAUCAUUGUGUCAUCCGUCUGGCAGCUGGUUUGAGGUGAAGUUGAAGAAUUUGGCGGUAGUCCUCCUUCAUGAUUCCAUUCACUUGGUGCAGUGCACCAGUACCAAUUGCGGCAAAACACCCCCAGAACAUGAUGCUGCCACCACCUUCAUUGACAGUUGGUAGAGUGUUCUUAAGGUUUGAAAGGGUUAUGGCUCAUUCUUUGUCUCCUCUGACCACCUAACCUU
Messenger RNA from Dunckerocampus dactyliophorus (ringed pipefish), 5049 nucleotides. It is a transcript of the gene ccdc57, whose product is annotated as coiled-coil domain containing 57. The transcript is spliced from 24 exons. Lineage: Eukaryota; Metazoa; Chordata; Actinopteri; Syngnathiformes; Syngnathidae. Bases 1962 to 4787 code for a protein of 941 amino acids. The record is from RefSeq and is a predicted model, not a curated record.